Molecule: messenger RNA, 617 nt
Organism: Odontomachus brunneus
Lineage: Eukaryota; Metazoa; Arthropoda; Insecta; Hymenoptera; Formicidae
Gene: RpL26
Product: 60S ribosomal protein L26
Exons: 4
Coding region: 119-565 (148 amino acids)
Biological process (GO): cytoplasmic translation; ribosomal large subunit biogenesis
Cellular component (GO): cytosolic large ribosomal subunit; ribosome
Molecular function (GO): structural constituent of ribosome; RNA binding
Source: RefSeq, a predicted model, not a curated record
GGUAGAUUGAAAACGGCCAUCUCUCUAUCAUACACGUGACACGUCCGGAACAUACGAUCUUGGUAACCUUUUAUUCUUUUGGUUAAGGUCGUGGUGUGGAAUCGUUGUCGAGUCCAAGAUGAAGUACAACAGGCUCGUCUCCUCCUCGCGCAGGAAGAACAGGAAGAGGCACUUCACGGCACCUUCGCACGUGAGGAGGCGACUCAUGUCUGCGCCGUUGUCGAAAGAACUCCGGCAAAAGUACAAUGUGCGCUCGAUGCCAAUUCGCAAAGACGAUGAAGUACAAGUUGUACGUGGACACUACAAGGGCCAACAAGUAGGCAAGGUAGUCCAGGUAUAUAGAAAAAAAUUCGUUAUAUACAUUGAGAGGAUUCAACGUGAAAAGGCAAACAGUGCAAAUGUGUAUGUUGGCAUUGAUCCUUCCAAGACAGUUAUCGUUAAGUUGAAGAUGGACAAGGAUCGCAAGAAGAUCAUCGAUAGGCGAAGUAAAGGUAGGCUCGCUGCGCUGGGCAAAGACAAAGGAAAAUACACAGAAGAUGUGACAGCCGCUAUGGAGACAUCAUGAAUUCUGAUAUCUUUCUUUAUAUUUACGCCAAUAAAAAGACAUUAAAACCAAA